This is a messenger RNA of Haliotis rubra (blacklip abalone), 1749 nucleotides long. RefSeq lists its product as uncharacterized. Gene Ontology annotation, molecular function: calcium ion binding. Bases 1 to 1749 code for a protein of 582 amino acids. The transcript has 6 exons. The record is from RefSeq and is a predicted model, not a curated record. NCBI's taxonomy places the organism in Eukaryota, Metazoa, Mollusca, Gastropoda, Lepetellida, Haliotidae.
AUGGUUGACAAGCAUGCGAAUUUAAGACAAGCUCGGACAAUCCAGACCAUUAUCGUCGUGUUGGUGCCAUUGUUUGCAGUAGCAGGACAACCUCUGCCAAGCCAGUACGGGAGGAAGUUCGUCGUCAUCUUCACAAAAGGUCUCAACCAAGACGGAGCAACCCUCAAGCUGAUGAUCGCUGCUGUUACGGACGCCGACGUGACUGUCACCAAUUCCUUAUACAACAUCAACACCACUGUAUCCAUCCCUGGAGGUCAGUCAAGGACCAUUACAGUGACCAAAGAUAUUGCUCUUGCGGCUUUGCUGGUCAUAGAAAAACGUGGCGUCCUUGUUCAAGCGACGACCGACGUUUCUGUGUACGCCUUCAACUUCGGCGGCUACUCCUCCUACUCCUUCAACGUGCUGCCUACAGCUACCUUGGGUACCCGGCACUAUCUGGCAUCGUUUGGGUACGUCAAGGAUGCCGAUAUACCUACAUUCGGUGUAGUAGCUAUUGAAAAUAAUACCGUCGUGUCAUUCAAGUUCCGACUCACGUUGGACGGCGACUGUGGUACAAUGGACGGCGACGCCCUGAAGGACGGUUACGUUUACAACAUCACCCUUGAUGAGCAUGACGUGUUUGAAGCAAGCUGUACAGGAGAUUUCACAGGGACGAUGGUAUUAAGUAGCAAACCCCUAGGGGUUGUGUCUGGACAUCUUGGGAGUUUUGUCCCCGUUAAUGUUGGCGGGAGGGACACCUUUGCAGAAAUGAUCCCCUCGAUGGACAUGUUUGGGCAAAGAUUCACGGAGGGUUUCACCACGGACCUUUCGGUUUUCGAUGGAACGAAUUUCGACACGCAUGUGACGGUGGUUACGAAGACCUCCUAUGCGAAGACUCUGGCUGGGGAUUAUGACACCGAUGAAGUUCCAUCAUGUCGGUAUUCGGUUGCCAGGGCGCCUGUGACAGCCGGGACUCUGACCAUUGGACUUGGACCUGGAAUUCCUUACGCCGCAUUUCUCUAUGCAUACUUACAUUAUGAAGGAAAUGGGAUGUCCAUGGGAACUGCUAGACAACCCAAUGGCUUGUGGAGCGAGUGCCCAGAGAACCCGUGUCUGAAUAACGGGACGUGCACUGACGAUAUCUUUAAUUACACCUGCACCUGUCUACCUGGCUUUACGGGGUCGCUGUGUGAAGAAUCUCUUGCCGCAACAGUGUCUUCGACAGUCUUCACAUCAGUUACACUGGACACGUCAUUAGUAACGCCUGAAACGUCAUCGUUUACGAUUGAUACGUCAUCACACACGACAGAUACCUCAUCGGUCGAGAUGGAUAUCUCAUCGGUAGUGAUACACACUUCAUCAGUCACGAUGAGUACGUCAUCAUCAAUGACGCAUACGUUAUCAGUGACGGUGGAAACGUCACCAGUCCUGUUGGAAACGUCAUCAAUAAUGACACAGACGUCAUCGGUCUUGUGGGAUUCGUCAUCUAUGUCCUUGGAGAUGCUAACGCCAUCACCUACCCCGCCAACUACAACCACAACGUCUGGAAACAGCGUCACAACCUACACCACCGACCUUGCAACAAUAUCAACACCCGCAAGCAGCUUCGAAACUUCAGCAACAAACACUCACUCCACAGCAUCUACAACCGGAACCACGUCAUCAAACACCGUCGGCUCUACAACACCGGUGCCUACGAUGUGUGUAUGCAGGUGUUCAGUGAACGUCACAAAGAGGAAAUUGAACUUAUUAAACAACGUAUUCAGUUAG